Amborella trichopoda is the source of this 996-nucleotide messenger RNA. The record is from RefSeq and is a predicted model, not a curated record. NCBI's taxonomy places the organism in Eukaryota, Viridiplantae, Streptophyta, Magnoliopsida, Amborellales, Amborellaceae.
GGUAACCCUGUCAGGGAGCUCCCUCAUUAUUCAUAAGAGCUGGAAAAAGAAAACCCUCGUUCGGCGCGCUCCUUUGCCGGUCAUCUCCCUCUCUCUGGUUUCCCUCCCUUUUCAAAAACAAAUGCUCUCGCUCUCUGCUUUCCUCCUGCUGCAACUUGACAUCCGUUUUCGCUGAAGUUUCAUUGUGUUUUCCUGAACCGCCAAUAUGAAGGACACUAAAGUUGGCAGGAAGAAAUCUGACUCAAAGAAGAAUUUGAAGGCAACAAAGAAGAUGGGAAAAGAUCCCAAUAAGCCAAAGAGGCCACCUACUGCUUACUUUGUGUUUCUGGAAGAAUUUCGAGAAAAAUAUAAGCGGGACAAUCCUAAUAACAAAUUAGCUAGUCAGGUUGCAAAAGCAUGUGGUGUGAAGUGGAAAUCAAUGAGUGAUCAGGAUAAAGCGCCAUAUGUGGCCAAAGCUGCUCAGAAAAAAGCCCUAUAUGAUUCUUCUUUGGAAGAAUAUCGAAAGAAGCAAUCAUUGGAACAGGAAGGUGGUGUGGCAUCUGGUUCCCCUGAAGUUUCUGAAGUUGGGUUAGAGGAAAGCGUGGGAGAGAGUGCUAGUGACGUGUAUAGUGCUGUCAACUUUCUGUGAUCAGACAAGGCAUCUACUGACCCUGGAACUUGGAAUGUCUAGAGGAAGUUGAUAGACAUACCCGUGCAUAUGUGAGGAUGAGGAUUGAGUGGACAGAUGAAAGAUGAUUAAAGUGGAGAUAAAGGAGGAAAGAGCUAACCCUCAAAUGAUAUUUUGACCAGUUUCACCAGUGUUUAUUUAUCUAGAAUAUAUAGUUUAACUAACACACAUACAAGUGCUCUGUUACUCUCUUCUCACCUUUGGGCCACAGUUUCUUUUACAGGCCAUCUUUUGAUGUUAAUGGCUGGCUUUCAUAAUAUUUUGGAGGCCCUGCUAAUACAAAAUUGGAAAAAGGAAGGAAGAAAUGGGUGGCUUUCGUGUUUUUGAUC